Messenger RNA from Penicillium daleae, 1101 nucleotides. RefSeq names its product metal homeostatis BSD2 family protein. The transcript has 3 exons. Gene Ontology annotation, biological process: vacuolar transport; positive regulation of protein ubiquitination; metal ion transport. Lineage: Eukaryota; Fungi; Ascomycota; Eurotiomycetes; Eurotiales; Aspergillaceae. The record is from RefSeq and is a predicted model, not a curated record. The coding region runs from base 1 to 1101 and encodes 366 amino acids. Gene Ontology annotation, cellular component: perinuclear region of cytoplasm; Golgi apparatus; endoplasmic reticulum.
AUGAGCUCGCAGCGCUAUCAACGGGUGAAUGCCCACGAUGAAGACGACCACUCGCAUUCCUACCCGUUGAACCCUACUCGAUCUGAUAUUACUCCGACUUCUCCGCCUCCCUCGUUCCGCUCCCGCUCCCGGUCGACUUCCCCAUCUUCAAGGCGGCUCCUUCAUGGCGACCCACUUCACAAUGAUGAUGAUCAGACCCUUGCCGACGCCUUUGGCGAUGAAGACGAAUCUGAAGAUGACGAGGAGCCCGACGAUAGGCAGCGGUUGAUGCGUGCCAAUCCGGAUGCCGGGUCACCCGCCGGCUACGGUCAAGUGGCGUCGUCAGCGUCCUCCUCGGAUGCCAGGAUCGAUGGACAAGAGGAACCUCGUGCCUCACCACUGCCACGCCGACCGACUUUACUGCCUACUUUUACGACCCCAGCAUCUGGGGGCAGUCGAUCGGUCGCCCAAUCGAAUGAUGGAGUGUUUGCCAAUCUGGCCGCCAAGCCAGAACGAGGCGAGAAGAACGAGGAUCUGCCUCCUUCUUACGAGGAAGCCGCUGCUGAUGCGACACCCCCAUACUGGGAGACCACGAUCGUUGCGCCCGGCAUCUCUUCCGACGAGGUGUAUGUGGAUGGCCUGCCUGUUGGAUCCGUGUUCUCCUUUGUGUGGAACGCCAUGAUCUCUAUGUCGUUCCAACUCGUCGGUUUCCUGUUGACGUACCUCCUGCAUACCACCCACGCCGCAAAGAAUGGCAGUCGAGCGGGUCUCGGCCUUACCCUUGUUCAAUACGGUUUCUAUAUGAAAGGCGGCAGUGAGUCUUCGGGCGGCGAUACUGGCAGUGAUCAAUACGUGGCGCCCCCUGAUCCCAACAGCCACAAUUUCGAUCCCAACUCCGUUGGUGAGAGCGCUGGCGGUGAUGGCGGCGGCGCUCUAUCGGGCAUCACCACCAGCGAGUGGAUAUCGUACGUUCUUAUGAUUGUCGGAUGGUUCAUCUUGAUUCGCGCCGUCAGUGACUUCCUCCGUGCCCGGCGUCACGAGCAACUUGUCUUGCAGAGCCCCGAUCGAGGAUUGGGAGUGCCCGUCAUUGCAGAGGGCGAACGGUCUGAGACCGUGGUUUAA